UUCCGUCCACGCCGAGCAAUUUCUCCUCACGAACCUCGCCGUCCACCGUUGCCCCCGCCUCGUCGCAUUCGCCGUCUCCGCCGCUCCUUGCGGCCACUGCCGACAAUUCCUUCAAGAACUCCGCAACCCUUCUUCUCUCCAAAUCCACAUCACAUCUCAGCACCAAAACAAUCCCGAUGAUGUCACAUUUAAACCUUUGAGUGAAAUCCUGCCUAACCCAUUUGGUCCGUUUGAUCUAUUGGAUGACGAAACUCCUCUGCUCCUCGAGCGCCAUAACAACGGUUUAUCUCUGUCUAAUUAUAUUCACGAUGGAGAUCUGUGCAAUGGGUUUUCAGAUAAUGAUUCGAAAAGAGUUAAUGGCGUUGUGAAUUUAAGCAAUGGAUUUCGCAAAAAGACUGAAACAGAGGAAAGCCUUUUAAAGAUUGCAGCUUUAGAGGCUGCUAAUGACUCACACGCGCCGUACAGCGGGUGUCCAUCAGGGGUGGCACUCAUGGAUUCUGAAGGCAAGAUUUACAGAGGUUCUUAUGUGGAAUCAGCUGCUUAUAAUCCAAGUUUAGGGCCAGUGCAGGCGGCAUUGGUGGCUUAUGUCGCCGGAGGUGGUGGUGGAUAUGAGCGGAUUGUGGCGGCGGCUUUGGUGGAGAAGGAAGGUGCUAAGGUAAGGCAAGAGGAUACGGCAAAGCUGUUUUUUAAGAUGGUUUCUCCUAAAUGUGACUUGAGGGUGUUCCAUUGCUCAUUUGCUAAGAAUGGAUGCAUAAAGGAUUGAAAUUUAUGUGAGUUUAACCAAUAUUUGUUCAUUAGUAGUCUGCAUUUGUAAGUUGGCUUUGUACAAAUAUCAAGUUGGAUGAUGAAUCAAUUCAUGAAUAAAUAAAAAUUUGGUCCACCUCUUUUUAUGAUGA
Molecule: messenger RNA, 896 nt
Organism: Nicotiana tabacum (common tobacco)
Lineage: Eukaryota; Viridiplantae; Streptophyta; Magnoliopsida; Solanales; Solanaceae
Product: cytidine deaminase 1
Cellular component (GO): cytosol
Molecular function (GO): zinc ion binding; cytidine deaminase activity
Source: RefSeq, a predicted model, not a curated record